This is a messenger RNA of Chaetomium fimeti, 879 nucleotides long. RefSeq lists its product as uncharacterized. The record is from RefSeq and is a predicted model, not a curated record. The coding region runs from base 1 to 879 and encodes 292 amino acids. NCBI's taxonomy places the organism in Eukaryota, Fungi, Ascomycota, Sordariomycetes, Sordariales, Chaetomiaceae. The transcript has 2 exons.
AUGUCGUCGAACCCCUCGCAAGUCCCCGAGACCCCCGCCGCCGACGACGACGACGACGAAACAAUGCGCACCGUCCUCGACGAACUCAGCAACAUGACCCCCGGCGACGCCAUCCACGGCCACGUCCUCUACAGCUACCACUCCACGCCGCGCCCCCCGCGGACCCACCUCACCGAAGCCGACAUGAUGCACUACGCGGCCACGCACGGCGUGCUCGCCCCGCGCGUGCGCGGCGUCUACGAAGUCAUCGUGGGCGAGUACUCCCUGGCGCGCAUCAUGGUCAGCGACCGGGUCCCCGGCGUGCCGCUGGUCGACGUCUGGCGGGAUAUGACGACUGCUGACCAGGCCGCCGUUAAGGCGCAGCUGCGCGUGCAGCUGGCGUGCAUGCGCGCCUGCGCGGAGCCGGCCAUCGGCCGCGCGGGGGGGAUGCCCACGCGCAACGUGUACGACGGGCCGCGCGGUACGGCCUUUGGGCCGUUCGCCGACGAGGAGGCGUUUGAUGACUGGUGUCUGGCGCGCGUGUGGAGGAUCCCGCUCGUGCGGAGUGUAUGGAGGCGGCUGCUGCGCGGCGAGCGGGAGAAGCGAUGUGGUGGUGGUGGUGGUGGUGGUGGUGACGCGGGGGCUGGCCGUUUUGUGCUCACGCACGGAGACCUGACGCCGAGGAAUAUCAUGGUCCUGGGCAACGUGGUCACGGGCAUCGUCGACUGGGAGCUGAGCGGCUUCUUCCCCGAGUAUGCCGAGUGUGCGUUCGCCAGGAUGUGCUACGCGCACGAGGAGUGGUGGAUCCCCGUGCUGGAGGAGCUGUUGCCGGCGUGCUCGAAGCGGAGGCUUGCGUUUACGGCUUUGGUGGAGGACGGGAUGGCAUUAGCUGUGCUAUAG